AUGCAAGCCGGCGUGAGCGUGAGCGAUACGAGGCGUAGCGGAGCCGGACACUCACCGCUCGACCAAACCUGGUUCCCGCACAUCCUCUCGCGCGUUGUCGAGCUCGCGCCACUCGACGCCCUCCUCGGCCUCCGAUCGACAUGCCGCCGCUUACGCGAUAGCAUCGACGAGCGGCUAUUCGAACACGUCGUGCUCGUGACCGUCGCCCCGCGCUCAGCAGGUGCUAAGACGGGGGUAGGCUUUGUCCCACCCCAUUCACCAGACCGCUUGCUCCCCUGCAUCCCCAGUGCUCGCCAACUCACACGCCAAAUAGAAGGGGGACGGACACAAAGUCCAACUCAUGUGGCUUCGAACAGGCGUUUAAUGGGCCACAUCCGGAUCCUCGACUCGGCCACCGCCAAUGUCUACGACUUGCCGUCCUUAUCCCUCCCCCUCGUGCGGCGAUGUAACCCCUCAGCAGCCGGUUUACCUGCCCACAUCAUUGUACAGACCCUUUCCCUAAGCCCCACCGAUGACGACGACGGCGUUUUCCGGGCAUGGGAUCGGUUCCGUCAACUCGCAGUCACCGUCACAGGCAUGACACCGAUUGGUGCGCCUGGCGCCCGCGCAGCCGGAGGCGGUGGUACUUUCGUGGCGCAUCUCACCUAUAACGGACCCCCGCGUCGCGGUAUCGUAUUCAACAUUCGAUCCAAGUUACGCGAACUUGUGGUCGUCCUCCCUUCGGUACCAGACGACGCAGAGGUCGGCGAGGUCGUGGAGGGCAUGCGCGUCACCCUCAUGAUGGCGUUACCUUCCGUGGGCGGCGGGACGCGCAUCACGCUCGUUGGCGUCGACCGUUUCGGUGGGCGGCACUUUGGCUUCCCGGACGCCGAGGACGAGCUGGAGGCCGUACGGAGGGCUCUCCUUGCACAUUGCCGCCUCGAGGCCGACGACGAGCGGCUAGUGUGCCUCACGUAUGAAGAGUGGGCUUCCGACGUCAGUCCUGAGAUCAGUGCUCGGCCUCCACACAUCCCAAACACUGUCAUCGGCGAGACCGAAAGCACAGCUUAG
Molecule: messenger RNA, 1050 nt
Organism: Cutaneotrichosporon cavernicola
Lineage: Eukaryota; Fungi; Basidiomycota; Tremellomycetes; Trichosporonales; Trichosporonaceae
Exons: 1
Coding region: 1-1050 (349 amino acids)
Source: RefSeq, a predicted model, not a curated record